CGGAGUGGGAGAGGGCCGGAGAAGCCUGCCCGCUGCACCUGUCUCGGGCCCCCUCCUUUCUUUGGAGCCAGGCCCUGUUUGCCCAGAGUUCUGUCACCCUCUCCCCUUUGUCCCAUGACGCUAAGGGCUUGGGCGCUGAGAUAGGGCCCCUGACCGUUUCAACACCGCCUGGGCCGGCGUGUCCGAAUGGUCAGCAGCCCCCGACUCCCCACCUCCAUUCACGCGCCCCCCGCGUUGCCGCUUCACUGAGGCCUGACGGCUCCGUUAUUAAUUAACCCAGAUUGAGAACUCAGGCCCCCUGUGUGAGUGAGAGAGGGAGGCGAGGACACAACGUGGUUGGGGCAGCCGCGUUUGGAAACUGGCAGGGGGUUAAGAGAGCCAGGGAAACCAGCCUUGAGCAGUGUCUAGCUUCCUGGGGUCAGUGACCCGCGCAGGGGGGUGGUGGAGGCUGGUGUGGACCAGUCACUUCCCUGAGCAUGGGGCCUCCUGGAGAGGCAGGUUAGACUGUUUCCAUGGUGUGUGCAGCGGCCCUUAGGUGGGAUUUUCCACUCUGCUUGGGCAUGUGCUCGGGGGUUGGGUUUCCAGGGUGUGGGUCUGAGCCCUGUGCACCUGCUGCCCCUCCUUGGGUCAAUCCCUCAUGCGUUCACUCUCCUGUGUGGGCUGGGCUGCACCUCAGGCCAGGAGGAGGGUGACCAGAUCAGGGCCUGCCCCUGGAGGUCCCAGCUGGGUGAGAGAGGGCCCCAAUAGAGCGGUGCCAGCCGUGUGGGCAGCCAGAUCGGAUGUUCCUUCCCAGCGGGUGUCCCAGGAGGCCUUUGUGCUUUAGGCCCAGGGCUCCUGCUGCUGGUGCAGGUGGAGGUGGGCUGGGGGCUGUGCUUGCAGGCUCCGCAACGCUAAAGGGACUGCCUGGCCAGAGGGGGAGCCGGGUGGGGAUGAGAGCGGAGGGGUGAACUGUGAGGACCCUCUGGGUGCUGGGUAAGGGAGCUGGGCUUUGUCUCUGGGGGCGAGACAUUCUUCAACCUUUGGUGGUGGCAGAGCCCCUGGGUGGCCCAGUGCUCGGUGUGGAGUGUCGGGAGUAUGGAUACACUUGAUUCUGUCCUGUGACCACAACCCGCUACAUGUCCGUGGUAUAAAAUCACCACUGUGAGCUCACACGUGCCUGAUCACCUGUGUCAUCGGCUGUUUCUGAAGUUGUAGCCUAACACACAUGCUCAUGGAAGCAGCUGCCCAAGGGUUCAGAAAAACAGCAUCCACAUCAUGCGUAUAUGAGCAUAUAUUUGCACAUGCUUGCUCGUGCGUGUGUGGAGGGGGCUCUCCGGUCAUCUGCCUCCGUGGGAACUGGCUGUUCUCGCCUGAGAGUGUGGACCAGCAGGACGAGGCCAGUGGGCUGGAGCUGAGAAAGGCCUCGGACUCGUGCGUCAUGGAGAACGGGCACCAGCCAGGGGCAGGUCUGGGCGAUGGACCCCCGGAUGCUAGCCAAGCCUUCCCGGUACCAGAGCCCCCAAAGCCUCGCCCCGUGAGCCUCUCCUUGCGGCAGCCUCACCAGCCCGUCACGGCCGUCACUCGGGUCUCUGAGCGGUUCUCGGGGGAGACCUCAGCCGCGGUGCUCUCGCCCACGUCCGCCGCCAUCCUGGGGGGCCUCAGCCCGAGCCCCAGUGAGGCCACCACACCCUGGACUCCCUGUCCCAGCGCUUCCUCUCUGUCAACUGCUGGCCAAGAGAAGAAUCCUUCCGUCCCACGGUCGAGCCCCGGCUAUGGGGCAGUGUCGGCAGGCAGGAACAGUGACAGCCCGCCCCUGGUGACGCCGCCCCGGUCGCCCCCAUCUCCCCCGCCGCCAGCCACCGCCCAGGCCCGGCGCCGGGAGCUGGUGAGGUCGCAGACGCUGCCCCGCACGUCGGGAGCGCAGGCCCGGAAGGCCUUGUUUGAGAAGUGGGAGCAGGAUACCGCGGGCAAGGGCAAAGGCGAGGUGCGGGCCAAGCUGAAGCGGUCCCAGAGCUUUGGCGUGGCCAGUGCCGGCAGCAUCAAGCAGCUUCUCCUCGAGUGGUGUCGCAAGAAGACUCUCGGCUACCAGCACGUAGACCUGCAGAACUUCUCCUCCAGCUGGAGCGACGGGAUGGCCUUCUGCGCCCUGGUGCACUCCUUCUUCCCCGACGCCUUCGACUAUAGCGCCCUGAGCCCCGCGCAGCGGCAGAAGAACUUCGAGCUGGCCUUCACCAUGGCUGAGAAUCUGGCCAACUGCGAGCGCCUCAUCGAGGUGGAGGACAUGAUGGUGAUGGGCCGCAAGCCGGACCCCAUGUGCGUCUUCACCUACGUCCAGUCGUUGUACAACCACCUGCGUCGCUUUGAAUGAAGCCCAUGGGGCCCGGACGGCCAGGGCCAACCCCCGGAGGAGACCCCCUGGACGACCAGGGCCAACUCCCCGCGUGGGGCAACCCCAGCGGUUUGGUGUGAGAGCGCUGUUGUUCCGUGGCGUGUGGGAUGCCGUCUGGCCCGCUGUGUUGUUUGAUGUGGGCACUGCGCGCUGUGCUCUGCGUGGGUCGCGGCCAGGGCUCCAAGGAAGAGGGAGAGCUACCAGAGAGCGCGAUGGGUGCUAAGUGAUUAUCUCCCUUCAAAUAAAAGGCUUGCCUGUGGAUUCUGGAAUGUGAGAUCGUUUUCCCGCUGGUGAAUUUGAUACAUUGGCUUCACAGGGUUACACUGGUUCCCAGGUGUGUUUAUCACAAUACCCAGAGUUCCCUACCUCCCCACACUAUCGUGGGCUCCUCUCCUCCCCCCUCUGGGCCUCUGCCAGGAAGCGGGGGGGAUGCUCCAUCAGCAGCCUGACACGGAAGACCACGCACGUCUUGGGAAGAAACCGUCUAAUCUCUCCCGGGUCCUGGGCAACAGAUGACCUUCAAGUCACCCUGGCUCUCUGGGGAGAUGAGAAGGCUGUCGCCUGGUCCGAAAGCGCCCCAUCCUUCCCGGGAGGCCCCACAAGUGCCUGGCUAAGAAUAGGCUCUCAGGAGGUUAACGCUUUUAGGGAAGGACGAGGCCCUUUGUGCAGAGACGUAGUUUUUAUUAACAUCUUUUUAGGGGAUUUGCUGCAGAUACGUAUGGAAAGUAAUUGCGUCUGUACCGUUGACUGUUUGUACAUAAAGAAUUGUGUCAAACUUCA
Molecule: messenger RNA, 3148 nt
Organism: Ailuropoda melanoleuca (giant panda)
Lineage: Eukaryota; Metazoa; Chordata; Mammalia; Carnivora; Ursidae
Gene: SMTNL2
Product: smoothelin like 2
Exons: 9
Coding region: 1205-2347 (380 amino acids)
Molecular function (GO): protein binding
Source: RefSeq, a predicted model, not a curated record